Molecule: messenger RNA, 3135 nt
Organism: Xyrauchen texanus (razorback sucker)
Lineage: Eukaryota; Metazoa; Chordata; Actinopteri; Cypriniformes; Catostomidae
Product: ras-related protein Rap-2a
Exons: 2
Coding region: 602-1153 (183 amino acids)
Biological process (GO): Rap protein signal transduction; negative regulation of cell migration
Cellular component (GO): plasma membrane
Molecular function (GO): GTPase activity; GDP binding; GTP binding
Source: RefSeq, a predicted model, not a curated record
ACAUCUUGUCUGUCGGGGGAUUUCUCACAACUUUCCUUACGGCAACGGCAGACAACCGGUUCGUUUUGACUCAAGCGGAAAUCAGCUUUGUCCUGUGCGCUGGCGUGGCGUGGGCGCGGUUUGAUGCAGCAGGGACGGCUAUUCGGCGCUUCACGAAUCCGUUAAACGAAGCGUCUCUGUACGGAGGCCGAGAGGGGAGCGGCGCGGCGGAGAGAGCAGAAAGACAUUGAAAACACCAAUUUAAUUUCAGUUAAUCUGAUUAUAGAGCAUGAUAUUUUAAUCCACCGGUACCGAAGACAAUCGGCGUGGUUCCUUCACGUAGUCUUCCUUUUUCUCCUAUAGGAUGGUGAGCUGAUCAGAGGAAAAGCACAAGUUAUUGGUGAACGCAUCUAUUCAGCUGUUGCCCGUUGUGAAUUAUUAGGCUCGAUCGGGCCGCCGGUGCACCGGGCGGCUCCGUGAUCAUGCGGGAAUUAUGUCUUUGUGCGAGACUUGUUUAUGUCGGCAGACACGCUCGUUUAAACGCACUCAAAAAUGAAAAUAAAUUCCACGUCCAGUGUCGUGUGAGAUUAUUUUGAGUUUGACACCCGUUCAGACCGGAGAGAUGCGUGAGUAUAAAGUGGUGGUCCUCGGAAGCGGCGGGGUCGGUAAAUCCGCUCUCACCGUGCAGUUUGUCACCGGGACGUUUAUCGAGAAGUACGACCCGACCAUCGAGGAUUUUUACCGUAAGGAGAUCGAGGUGGACUCCUCGCCGUCCGUGCUGGAGAUCCUCGACACGGCGGGAACGGAGCAGUUCGCGUCCAUGCGGGACCUGUACAUUAAAAACGGACAGGGCUUCAUUCUGGUCUACAGUCUGGUCAACCAGCAGAGCUUUCAAGACAUUAAACCGAUGAGAGAUCAGAUCAUCCGAGUGAAGAGGUAUGAGAAGGUUCCUGUGAUCCUGGUGGGGAAUAAGGUGGAUCUGGAGAGUGAGCGGGAGGUUUCUGUGAGAGAGGGACAGGCGCUGUCCGAGGAGUGGGGUUGUCCGUUCAUUGAGACCUCCGCUAAGAGUAAGACAAUGGUGGACGAACUCUUUGCUGAGAUUGUGCGGCAGAUGGACUACGCAGCACAGCCGGAUAAAGAUGAUCCAUGCUGCUCCUCCUGCAAUAUACAAUAACCCCACAAACCAAACACAGAACUCACAUUUCAGUAGUCUUCAUUGACCUUCUAGUGUCUGCAUUUUUUCCAUCAUUUAUAGACUUUAAAUUUGGGCUGACUCAACCACUGGAAAUGCACUUGCCUUAUGUCUCACAUUUCCUGUAUGUACAGGAUCCUACAGUUGGGAUGUAUGGUCUUUUAUGUUUUUGGUUUUAUGGUCUUGAUGAUUUUAUCCGAAUUUUUCACCAGGUGAGAGACCUAGAGAAGAAAAUGUUUUAUCCAUAAUUAUAAAAAAAAUUUCACUGUUGAAAUACUUUCUCCUAUCUCCCCUUUCUGUGGAUGGACAGCUACAAUUAAGCUGUUCGUAGGUAUAUUCCCCUGAAAAACGUGUAAACACUAUGGCAUUAUUAAAAUAUUGAAACUUCCAACAUUGACUCAAGCUAUGGUGUGAGUUUGGGUUAGAUCUAUCUGUUUUUUCGUGUGUGUUUGUGAAAGCUAAUUGAAAACUGUUGUUAUUUUUGCCAGUAUUUUUGGUGACUAUAGUGGCUAGAAAAUUACACACUUCACCUUUAAUGAUUAGAUUUUAAUGAUCAAUUAAUAGAAGAACAGAUCCCUAAAAAUCAUCUGUUUCUUCAAUGAGCUGCCUACCCAAAGAGCCUUUUAAGCCAUCAAAUGCAUGCUCCUGACACAAAGGCACCUCCAAAAAGUAGGCAGAAUAAUUACUUAUGUUGCGUUCCAUACUUCAAAUGCUGCACAUGUUAGGCAAUUCCAAAAUGCAUGCCGAUUAAAGAUUGAGGCAUUUUAUUUUCUUUGAUACUGAAUGUUUGUUCAUUAAUGUUCGUGUCUUGCAGUUUCCAAGUUGGUUUUUCAAGAUUGUUCCAAGUGCCAUUGCACUUUUCCAAAUGAAAAGUUGGAUAUAGUGGUGGUGGCGUAGUGGGCUAAAGCACAGAAGUGGUAAGCAGAAGGUUGCCAGUUCGAUUACCACAGCCACCACCAUUGCGUCCUUGAGCAAGGCACUUUAAUCCAGGUUGCUCCUGGGGGAUUGUCCCUGUAAUAAGUGCACUGUAAGUCACUUUGGAUAAAAGCAUCUGCCAAAUGUAUAAAUGUAAAUGGAUAUUCCGACUUUCCUAGUUGAAUGGAAUGCAGCACAAGGGGCUGUUCAGACCGAACUUGUUAUUGUGCUAAAAAAGCUAGAUGCAGCGCAACAAAUAAAACAACGCACCAUGCAUUUUUAAAUGUUAAAGAUUUUUUUAACUUAACAUAAAAAUGUCAUACUUUGGCAUGAGAUGCAAAAAUUAAUUUGGUAUGAACGGCACUAAAUUGACCGGUCAUGGGGUAGAAGACAUUUCUACCAACACAAUCCAUUUUUGUUUUAAAAGCAUUAAUUUUGCCUGUUUAAACCUUUCGUCCAUGCUAGAAUGGCGUUUUCCUCCACCGAAAAUUGAGCAUUUUGAAAACGCUCUCUAUUACCACAUAGUUUGGAGAACAAUGACGUAAAAAAAAGAGUUUUCAAAACAAAAUGGAUUAGUGUGGAUGUGGCCUAACUCUCUAUUUCGCGCUCUCUAUAUCACUCCUUUCUCACAUGUCUUUUCAGUGUCUCAGCCUCCUUUCUACACUCACUAUCUUCAAUAUUCUGGCAAGGAUGUAUGGGUCGUUGAUGCUGAUGACAAUUAUUAUUGGUGGACUGUAAAUAGAAAAAUGAGAUUAAGUUUAGACCUCCAGGAUGAGCAGAUUUAAGAUUAAGAUUGAUGGUGUGCAUAUGAAUGUAUGCCUAUUUGACUGUAUGUGUUUGAAUAGAGAGCUCUGAGUCAGUAUUGAUUUUAUAUUUUUUUGUAUGGACUUGUGCUCAACUUUUGUGAACGACUGAAUGGUGACACUCUUUUGUUUGGCACCUAAAUAAAGUACAUUCAACUCACACACUCUGCGGUGCAUUUUCUAUUUUGUUUUCCCUCUUUUUUCAGUUUUAAUACUUACACACUUGAUAUGACAGAAAUUCUCAUA